Sebastes umbrosus (honeycomb rockfish) is the source of this 1988-nucleotide messenger RNA. RefSeq names its product P2Y purinoceptor 3-like. Gene Ontology annotation, molecular function: oxysterol binding; G protein-coupled receptor activity. Bases 466 to 1878 code for a protein of 470 amino acids. Gene Ontology annotation, cellular component: membrane. The transcript has 3 exons. Lineage: Eukaryota; Metazoa; Chordata; Actinopteri; Perciformes; Sebastidae. The record is from RefSeq and is a predicted model, not a curated record. Gene Ontology annotation, biological process: G protein-coupled receptor signaling pathway.
CCUCCUCCUCCUCCUCCUCCUCCUCCUCCGCCGCCUCGGCAGUCCUGUAUUGGGUUUCAUUCCUGCAGUUCUGACUGAAUGAACGCUGAUCAAUUAUUUACAGAGAAGCUGAAGGUCAGAGGAGAGAAACCCUGAGAGACCCUGAGGCCCCGAAAACACAGACAGCUUCUGAUCCACAACGCCACCGAGACCCGAGGACUGAGACCAGAGACCCGAGACCCGAGACCAGAGACCCGAGGACCGAGACCAAGACCCGAGACCCGAGACCAGAGAGGACGACCGGGACGGCUGACGAGUCCUGAGACAUGGCUCGGUCCGGAGAUUAGACGGACGGAUAAAGACAUCGAUCGAUCGGAGGAAGGACAAAUGAAGGAAACCUCAGCGAGUGAGAAGACCUGAGUCCGGUGGAGGAGAUGACGCCGGAGGAACCUGAACCGAUCCACAAAUAGCCUUCAGAGGUUCAUCAUGGGAUUGAGCCAAAUCUCCAACGUCACUCCAGACAUCGGUUUGGUGGCGGUGGCGGCGGCGGCGGCAGCGAGCAACCAUCCCAACAUCUCCGACACCUCGUCCUUCCCUCCGUCAUCCUGCAGCAUCGACGAAUCCUACAAGUACGUGUUCCUGCCUGUCUGCUACUCGCUGACCUUCGUCUUCAGCCUCACCCUCAACUCGGUGGUGCUGCUGCGCUCCUGCCGCCACAACAGCGGCUGCUGCGGCGGCGGCGGCAGCGGUGGUAGCAGUGGCGGCGGGCGGCGCUGGAACACCUCGCUGAUCUACAUGGUGAACCUGGCCACCACCGACCUGAUGUACGGUCUGUCGCUGCCCUUCCUGGUGGCGAGCUACGUGCUGAGGGACAGCUGGGUGUUCGGCGACUUCAUGUGCCGCCUCGUCCGCUUCCUGUUCUACUUCAACCUCUACUGCUCCAUCUUCUUCCUCACCUGCAUCUCCGUGCACAGGUACCUGGGGAUCUGCCAUCCGAUGAGGACCAUCACUCUGGAGAGCAAGCGGGUGGUGAAGGGGACCUGUGCACUAGUGUGGGUGGUGGUCUUCAUCCUCACCUGCCCCAUCUUCAGGUUCGCCCAGACGGGAUACGUCAGGAGAGGAGGUGGCGGCGGCGGCAGUGUUAUCGGACCCGGAGGGGCGACGGAAGGCGGGAACAGUACUGGAUCUCCGUCGGAGGACGAGGGGGGAUACAUGAACUGCUGGGACGACGCCAUCGAUAAGGAGUUUGCCGACUACGUCCCGUACGGAAUCGUCCUCCACCUGCUAGGCUUCUUCGUGCCCUUCGUCAUCAUCGCCUGGUGCUACUCUCAGGUGGUCAGGACGAUAUUUCAGACGCUGCGCUCCCCUCCCAGCUCCGUAGAGGGCGGCGAGGACGGUCCCGUGGGAGACGGGGCGAUAGAGGGAGCGAGAGACCGGGAGAGAACCUCCGUCUCCAUUUCCGGAUCGCAGUACUCGCACUACAUCCGGCGGCGACGGAAAUCCAUCAAGACCAUCGUGACCAUCACGCUGCUGUUCGCGCUCUGCUUCCUGCCCUUCCACGUGACCCGGACGCUGUUCCUGCUCCUGCGGCGGGGGCAGCUCGGCAGCUGCAACGUCAUGAAGACCGUCUCCAUCUGCUACAAGGUCACCCGGCCGCUGGCGUCCUGCAACGCCUGGCUCAACGCCCUCCUCUACUUCCUGACAGGGGAUAAGGGCGCCCCCUGCUGCUGGCCGGCGGAGCACACCGUCCGCCGGGACCACCGGGGCGGAUCCCUCUGGUGGCCGCUGAAGAUCCUGAAAAAAGAGGGCGUGGGAGAGGACGACCACGAGGCGGCUGAGAAGAUCGAACGGGUGGUGCACAUAGAGAACGAGUCCAAGUCUUCACGGGUCAUCUUCUAGAAGCUUCUACUGCUCUCUCUUUAGAGAAGACUUCAGACAGUGCAGGAUGUGCUGAGUAUGGUUAAUACUAGUGCUCUGCAAUACCCGGGUUUCCAUACCAGUCAAGUUUC